This is a messenger RNA of Engraulis encrasicolus (European anchovy), 3447 nucleotides long. Its product is annotated as reticulon-1-A-like. Lineage: Eukaryota; Metazoa; Chordata; Actinopteri; Clupeiformes; Engraulidae. Gene Ontology annotation, biological process: endoplasmic reticulum tubular network formation; neuron differentiation; brain development. Gene Ontology annotation, cellular component: postsynaptic density; endoplasmic reticulum membrane; neuron projection. The record is from RefSeq and is a predicted model, not a curated record. The transcript has 8 exons. The coding region runs from base 109 to 2031 and encodes 640 amino acids.
UGUUGGUGAUUCUCUAAUUGUGCUGGGAAUUUCCUUGCAGGUGUGGGAGGAGGAGUGGGCGCGCAGGCCGGCAGUGUGCCCGGUAAGGGUGCCUCUUCUGGGGCCCCGAUGGAGCCGGAGACCCUGGGGCCAGCCCUGGACGCCCAGUCCUUCCCCUACGUGGAGGAGCCCUCCGACGAAGAGCUGUCCGACUACCAGCCGUACCGCUCGCCGGGCGCCGGCAGCAGCGCCAGCCCGGUCAAGAUCACCCUGACGGAGACGCCGUCCCCGCGCUCCCUGUCCCCCAGCGGAGGGGCCGCCCCCGGGGGCCCGGGUGGUGGUGGUGGAGGGGUGCCCGUGUCCGUGUCGGAGAAGGAGAGCAUCCUCAGCCUGGGGCUGGAGGGCGUGCCUACCGUCACCCUGUCCGAGCCGGAGGACGAGAGCCCCGGGUCUUCCACACCACCUGAGGAGUCCGACUCCCCCUCCGACUUCAAGUACAAGUCAAGCGGCUCCAAGACCUUCACCCAAGACAAAACCCCCGCCGCAGACAAGACCACGCCCCCGAAACCCGGCUCCGGCUCCGGCUCCGGCUCUGCCGCCUUCCCGCGCUCCUCCCACGACGCCGAGGGCAGCAGCGGCGGCGAAUCGGGCGACUCGGAGAUCGAGCUGGUGUCCGAGGAGCCAUUCUCAGCAGCGUCCCGGGGUGGCGGAGGCAACAGCAGCAGCUACAUGAGCUUCAGCAAGCCCCCCAGCUCUGCCACCAGCCCUGGUACCACCACCACCACCACCCCGGCCCCGGCCUCUGGCCCACCUGCCCCGGCUUCGGGCCCUCUCUCUGGGCCUGCCUCCGCCGCCUCGCUGCUCUCCUCUGGAGGCUCCGCGGCGGCGGCCACCCUGAACCAGUACAGCAUCCUGCGGGAGGAGCGGGAGGCCGAACUGGACAGCGAGCUGGCGCACGAGUCCUGCGGCGAGGAGAGCCCCAAGCGCGGCGGCGCCGGUGCGGCCGCCCCCGGGGGGCUACCGGGGCUGCGUCUCCACGACAACAAGGGCCGUGGCCUGAGCAGCAACAAACCCGACACCGCCACCACCACCACCAACCCGUUCGGCGCACCCGUCGUGGCAAGCCCACCGCCACCCGUGGUCAUGCCAGCUGCCCCCGCCCCCUUCUCGGCCAAGCCUGCGCCCUCCGCUCCGGCACCGUCGGCUGGCCCAGCCCCAGCCCCAGCCCCGGCCCCGGCCCCGGCCCCGGCGUUCGUCCCUCCCAAGGCCCCCGUCGUGGAGGAGGUGAAGGCCAAGCCGACUCCCCCCAGCGCCCCCUCCUCUUUGUUCUCCGGCAGCGGCAGCACCGCCACCACCACAGCGACCAAGGUGGAGCCCAAGACGGAGAAGGCCACCCCGUCCCCCACCGGGGCACAGAGCAAAGGGGCCGACCGGCAGCAGCUGCCCCCACCACCGCCUCUCUUCCAGGGCAUGACCAGGCAGAAGGCGAUGGAGCUGCUGUACUGGCGGGACCUGAAGCAGUCUGGUCUGCUGUUUGGCAGCGUGCUGCUGCUGCUCUUCAGCCUGACCCAGUUCAGCGUGGUGAGUGUGGGCGCCUACCUGGCCCUGGCCGCCCUCUCCGCCACCAUCAGCUUCCGCGUCUACAAGUCCGUCCUGCAGGCCGUGCAGAAGACAGACGAGGGACACCCCUUCAAGGCCUAUCUGGAUAUGGAGAUCUCGCUGUCGCAGGACCAGAUGCAGCGCUACGCAGAGAACGUGCAGUACUACCUCAACUGCAUGAUGAAGGAACUGCGCAGGCUCUUCCUGGUCCAGGACCUGGUGGACUCACUAAAGUUUGCCGUUCUGAUGUGGCUGCUGACCUAUGUGGGAGCUCUCUUCAACGGACUCACCCUGCUCAUCAUGGCGGUGGUGUCCAUGUUCUCCAUGCCUGUGGUGUAUGAGAAAUAUCAGGCACAGAUUGACCAGUACUUGGGUCUAAUAAGGACUCAGGUCAACUCUGUAGUUGGGAAGAUCCAGGAGAAGAUCCCCGGGGCCAAGCGAAAGGCUGAGUAGGCCCCUCAGAGAAGCCCAUUGAAGAGGCACCAUGCCCCCCUCUCACACUCACUCAUGCCCCCCCCUUACAGUACCAUCAUCCAGGGGGAAGGCUGAAUGACAUGGGGGGCUCCUCUACACAAACACACGCUCACAAACAUACGUAGAUAUGCAUAACACACACACACACACACACACACACACACACGCACACACACACACACACACACACACACACACACACACACACACACGCGCGCGCACACACACACACACACACACAUGCGCAUAGACACAGAAGUCCUUCACUUGCACACUUACACACACAUAGACCUGCAUACAUAUGUAACACAAAUACCUGUAAACAUACAUACAAAAACAUACCGUACAUAGACACGCAAAAUGUAAACACACCUUCCACCACAUGGUCACUGGAACAUAGUCUUAUUUUGUGCGCACUGUGGUGAAUAGACGCUGAUGCCACGCUGUAAAGGAGAAGUCCCCAGCCCUGCUCUCAGUCAUAAACAAUAGUGUCAAAACAGCACCCUCUGUUGGUCAUAUCAAGCACUACAAUCUAGUCAAAAAAAAUAAAAACAAUAAAAAAAACAUCGACAACGUUAAAUCAUGUAAAAAAAAAUUAAAAUGGAACUAGAUGUGUUUUUGUGUCGCUUUAUUAAGUGCAUGAAGUCAAGAGUCUGAGCAAAACAAAAAAAGGAUAAAAAACAAUAAAUCUUUCUUUAUUUCUUUUCCAUCCUUUCCCUUUAAAAAAAACCUUUGCUCCUUUUCUCAGCAGUGCUGAAGGCAUUUCUUAGUAGUGUGUGAAGGAUCUCUCCAGCUUUAGUGCUCUCCUGUGAUAGUCUCUUCUUCUUCAAACAAAAAAAUAAUAAAAUAGCAAAAUAAAUCAUGAAUUGAGAAAAAAAAAGCUUAUUGUUGCGCAGGCAUAGGGUGGGGCUUCUCUUUGAUCGAUAUACCUGUAAACAUAUGAAUACACAGCUUGACUCUUGGACCUUUGUUUUAUUAUUUUGUUUUUAUUAUGUUGUGUUGUCUGGCACAAAAACGACUCUAUAUAUAUAGCAAUGUUCGGAUUAGGUAUGGUUAAAUCGUAUAGCGUUUGUUCUUUUUGUAUAACUCUUAAAAAGGAACUACACGGACUCAUGUUUUUAGGUACCGUCAUCAAAGAAACACUUCUUUUAAAAAAACAAAACUGCGAGAAAGAGAGACGGGAGGGAGCUCUGGCGGAUGUGUGAUGAUCAGCUUGUUGAACCUGUCCAAACUUCGUACUCUGUUUCAGUGUAGUUAUGAUUUUAUUUUUCUUUAUUGUUUCUACUUUUGUUUUCAUUUUUUGGUUUUCUCCUUAGCCAUGGACUCUUAACUAUUUGCACUUAAGAUGUAACCAUUACUGAAUGCGAAAAUAAAUGUUCUUAAAUGUACACCGGG